AAUAACGAUAACGACGAAAUUAACAGUGAUAGCAUUCUUGAAGAAUUCAAAUUAGCCCGUAGUAAAAAAGCAGCACAAAUUAGCAGCAAGAAGGAUGAUAAAGGCAAGGGCAAGGCAUGCGAAGACAGUUCUUUUUCUCCGCCGCCACCGCAGUCAUCACCCCAAACACGUCAAUAUAAUAAAUUUCUUCAGGAAGAAUACGACGAGUACUUGGCGCAUGCUAUUGCUGCGGCUGAACGCAAUACCACCGAAUUGUCAAUGUCGUCACUGACUGUAUUCGGAGGAAGCCAUGAUGAGAGUUCAGACGGCGCGUCAAGCUCGAAGAAACAAAUUGAAGAAAUACCGAAAUUUGAGUUAAUUCGAGAGUAUUUGAACAAGACAGAAUUUUGUGAUUUCGAAAUCAAUGAUUGCGAUAUAGAGAGUAUUCAGGAAACUAUGCCAAAAGAAACCGAGCAAGACGCGUCAGAGGUAAUUGAAACACCGUUACAACCAAAACCUUCAACAUCAUCAUCAACCAUACCAGAAGACGGAACCAGAGGAAAGCAAAAUAACAACGACAACAACAAGGAAUCAAAGAAAAGUCGAAAAAGAAAGAAUACCUUUGAUAUUCCAAUUUCAGACCGUUUACCACCUCGUCGUCGUAAAAAAAAAGUCACGAAUGUUGUUGAAUAUGGUGACGAACAGCUCUUACCUUCGAGUGAUGCUGACGAUUGCGAAGAUCAGAAAAAAAGAAAUUUGACAAAAAGAACGCCUAAAAAUAUACGACAAACUAAAAAACUGAAAGGAAAGAAAGGCAAAGAGAAAGCAUCUUCCGACAUGGAUAACGACGAGGGCGAUAAUAAAGAUGACGAAGAUGAGGAACAUAUGAAUGAUAUUCAAAAGGAGAUGUUAAGACACGAACGUGAACAAAGGCUGCGUUAUUUCCAAGAGGUAGAUAAUUAUGUUCUGCCAAUUGAAUAUGUGGAAGUUAUUCAUGAUGAGAAAGAGCACCAAGAGCAGCAAGAACAACUAUCCAUCGCGUCUGGCAGCAAUUCUUGA
Molecule: messenger RNA, 1038 nt
Organism: Ambispora leptoticha
Lineage: Eukaryota; Fungi; Glomeromycota; Glomeromycetes; Archaeosporales; Ambisporaceae
Source: the annotation of a GenBank genome assembly